UAAAAUGCACACACCAACCCCUCUUUAUUUCCCUCUACCAAUACAUUCAGAAUCAUCAAAUCUUGACAGAACAAGGAGCUUGAGAGAGAAACAGAGGAGAAGAAGAGAAAUGGCGAUACCGCAAUCAUUCUACAUGUCCUGCACCGGCGAUUUUGCGUAAAAAAUGCCUGUACCAGCUGGUUUUGUUGAAGAUCACGAGCUGCAUCUUCAACCUGAACUCUGAAAACGCAACCGGCGGCGGCAUCUUGGACCGUCAAGCUCAACAAAAUCGACGGCGUUUUCUACUUGGUGGAUGGCUGGUCCAAGUUCGUCACCGACAACAACAUCCUCGAAAUGAAGAUGCUUUUCUUCCACAUCGUCGGAAAUUCCUCUCUCCACGUCGCCAUUUUCGGCGACGACUCCUGCCUCGAACUCGGACCAGAGCUAGAAACUGAAGAGCAGCCAGUAAGGCCGAUGAUCAGGUUUGUGAAGCAAUUGAAGGAGUACCAUUUCUACGAUCAAAGACUGGAGAUCCCAAAAGAGUUCUCUGAUGCGACGGCGGUUGGAAGUGAAGACAAGAUAACACUACAAGAUUGGAAAGGAAAGAAGUGGACGGUCUCCAUAACCGACCGGAAGAAUGGGGCUCGUGCUUUUAGCGGUGGAUUGAAGAGAUUCCUGAAUGCAAACAAGUUGAAGGUUGGAGCAAUCUUGUUGUUUGAUUUCGACAUGGAUUCUCCUGAUGUGAUUAAGGUUGAGGAGCUUGGAGAUCAAGAUGGACAGGGGAUGCUUGAUCGAGCUACUCGUGGAGGCUUCAUUCACUCUCGCUGCAAUUAA
Molecule: messenger RNA, 813 nt
Organism: Salvia hispanica
Lineage: Eukaryota; Viridiplantae; Streptophyta; Magnoliopsida; Lamiales; Lamiaceae
Source: RefSeq, a predicted model, not a curated record